GGGGCUCGGCUUUGCCGCGCUUGGUGCACUUGGGCGAGAGCUGGAACGUGGAACGGAGCUGAGAUCCUAGCGCUGCCAUCGCAAUGAGAGGCGCUCCCGGCGCCUGGGAUUUUCUCUGCGUCCUGCUCCUCCUGCUCGGCCUCCAGACAGGCUCUUCUCAACCAUCUGUGAGUCCAGGGGGACUGUCUCCACCAUCCAUCCAUCCAGCAGAAUCAGAGUUAAUAGUCAAUGCUGGCGACGAGAUUAGGCUGGUAUGCACUGAUCCAGGGUUUGUCAAAUGGACUUUUGAGACCCUGGGUCAGCAGAGCGAGAAAGUGCACAAUGAGUGGAUCACGGAGAAAGCAGAGGCCACCAACACGGGCAAUUACACGUGCACCAACGAGGACGGCUUGGGCAGCUCCAUUUACGUGUUCGUUAGAGAUCCUGCAAAGCUUUUCCUUGUGGACCUUCCCUUGUAUGGGAAAGAAGGCAAUGACACGCUGGUCCGCUGUCCUCUGACUGACCCAGAAGUGACCAAUUACUCCCUUAAGGGGUGCGAGGGGAAGCCUCUCCCCAAGGACUUGACAUUCGUCGCGGAUCCCAAGGCCGGCAUCACCAUCAGAAACGUGAAGCGCGAGUACCAUCGGCUCUGCUUGCACUGCUCCGCGGACAAGAAGGGCAAGUCGGUGCUGUCAAAGAAGUUCACCCUGAAAGUGAGGGCAGCCAUCAGAGCUGUCCCCGUUGUGUCCGUGUCCAAAGCAAGCUACCUUCUUAGGGAAGGGGAAGAGUUUACAGUGACAUGCUCGAUAAAAGAUGUGUCUAGUUCUGUGGACUCACUGUGGAUAAAGGAGAACAACCAGCAAACCAAAGCACAGGUAAAGAGUAAUAGCUGGCAUCAGGGUGACUUCAAUUUUGUGCGUCAGGAAAGGUUGACUAUCAGCUCGGCAAGAGUGAAUGAUUCUGGAGUGUUCAUAUGUUAUGCCAAUAAUACUUUUGGAUCAGCAAAUGUCACAACAGCCUUGGAAGUCAUAGAUAAAGGAUUUAUUAAUAUCAUCUCAAUGGCAAAUACGACAGUAUUUGUAAAUGAUGGAGAAAAUGUAGAUCUGACUGUUGAAUAUGAGGCAUACCCGAAACCCGAACGCCAACAGUGGAUGUAUAUGAACAAAACCUUCGCCGACAAGUGGGAAAAUUAUCCCAAGUCUGAGAAUGAAAGUAAUAUCAGAUAUAUAAGUGAACUUCAUUUAACCAGAUUAAAAGGGACCGAAGGAGGCACGUACACAUUUCUAGUGUCCAAUUCUGACGUCGAUUCCUCCGUGACAUUUAAUGUUUACGUGAACACAAAACCAGAAAUCUUGACUCUGGAGGGGCUGGUGAACGGCAUGCUCCAGUGCGUGGCGGCAGGGUUCCCGGAGCCCACCAUAGAUUGGUAUUUUUGCCCAGGAUCUGAGCAGAGGUGUUCUGUUCCCGUCGGGCCAGUGGAUGUGCAGAUACAGAACUCCUCUGUGUUGCCAUUUGGAAAGCUAGUGGUUCAAAGUUCCAUCGACUACAGUGCAUUCAAGCUCAAUGGCACGGUCGAGUGUAGGGCUUACAAUGAUGUGGGCAAGAGUUCUGCCUUUUUAAACUUUGCAUUUAAAGGUAACAGCAAAGAACAAAUCCAUUCCCACACCCUCUUCACACCUUUGCUGAUUGGUUUUGUGAUUGCCGCCGGUAUGAUGUGCAUUAUUGUGAUGAUUCUUACCUACAAAUAUUUACAGAAACCCAUGUACGAAGUGCAGUGGAAGGUUGUCGAGGAGAUAAAUGGGAACAAUUAUGUUUACAUAGACCCAACGCAACUUCCUUAUGAUCACAAAUGGGAGUUUCCCAGAAACAGGCUGAGCUUUGGGAAAACCUUGGGGGCUGGCGCCUUUGGGAAGGUUGUUGAGGCCACCGCUUAUGGCUUAAUUAAGUCGGAUGCAGCCAUGACUGUUGCUGUGAAGAUGCUCAAACCAAGUGCCCAUUUAACAGAACGAGAAGCCCUAAUGUCUGAACUCAAAGUCUUGAGUUACCUCGGUAACCAUAUGAAUAUUGUGAAUCUUCUUGGAGCAUGCACCAUUGGAGGGCCCACCCUGGUCAUUACAGAGUAUUGUUGCUAUGGUGAUCUUUUGAAUUUUUUGAGGAGAAAACGUGAUUCAUUUAUUUGCUCAAAGCAAGAAGAUCACGCAGAAGCAGCACUUUAUAAGAACCUUCUGCAUUCAAAGGAGCCUUCCUGUAACGAUAGCACCAAUGAGUACAUGGACAUGAAACCCGGAGUUUCUUAUGUUGUACCGACCAAGGCAGACAAAAGGAGAUCAGCGAGAAUAGGCUCAUACAUAGAAAGAGAUGUGACUCCCGCCAUCAUGGAGGAUGACGAGUUGGCCCUGGACCUGGAAGACUUGUUGAGCUUUUCUUACCAGGUGGCAAAGGGUAUGGCCUUCCUGGCCUCGAAGAACUGUAUUCACAGAGACUUAGCAGCCAGAAACAUCCUCCUUACUCAUGGUCGAAUUACAAAGAUUUGUGAUUUUGGCCUAGCCAGAGACAUCAAGAAUGACUCUAAUUAUGUGGUCAAAGGAAACGCUCGGCUGCCUGUGAAGUGGAUGGCACCUGAAAGCAUAUUCAACUGUGUGUACACAUUUGAAAGUGACGUCUGGUCCUAUGGGAUUUUUCUGUGGGAGCUGUUCUCUUUAGGAAGCAGCCCCUACCCUGGAAUGCCGGUCGAUUCUAAGUUCUACAAGAUGAUCAAGGAAGGUUUCCGAAUGCUGAGCCCUGAGCACGCACCUGCUGAAAUGUAUGACAUAAUGAAGACUUGCUGGGAUGCCGACCCCCUAAAGAGGCCGACAUUCAAGCAGAUCGUCCAGCUGAUUGAGAAGCAGAUUUCGGAGAGCAGCAAUCAUAUUUAUUCCAACUUAGCAAACUGGAGCCCCAACCAGGAGAACGUGGUGGUGGACCAUUCUGUGCGGAUCAAUUCCGUGGGCAGCAGCGCCUCAUCCACCCAGCCUCUGCUUGUUCACGAAGACGUCUGAAGCAGAACACGUGUGAGGGGUCUCCCCAGCACAGCGAUCCCCGUUCUUCUGGUUUCUAUGACUAUUUUUUUCGACUAGCAUCCUACUCCAGGAUAAUGGACACCCCCCCUGUAAUCCCGUCUUUAUGAGCACACUUUAGUGGCUGAUGGUUUUUGUCAUCAGCCCCCACCCCUUUGCCAGGGUUCAAACUGCAUAUAUUCUCAAUAGCAGAGUAGCUGCUGGUAAUGAAACAUAAUUCUGAGUUGGAGAAAGGGAGACUGGGAUAGACCAUAGACACCUUGAGCCCUUUCUGAGCCUUCUCUAUUUCUGUUUGAAAAGUGUGGUUGAUAGUUUAUUUGAAUAAAUGGCAGUAGUCACCUUCGGCCCUCGUAACCAUCCAUAAUGAUGUGAUGGUGUAGCAAGAUUAGACGCUGAAAGCUAAGCCCUUGAUGUGGAAAAUAGAAUGUUAUUAGGACAAAGGUCAGGAGUCUAUGAAUAUCUGAGCUUAAGAACUCUAUUUCAUGCUGGGAAUGAGACAUAGACCAUGAAAAACUGCUGCUCCCCGAGCAUGAAUGAAGACUAGCCACUGAGCAUGAGCCUUUGUGCUACUGACCUGCUUUCUCAUCAGUUUGUUGUUGGGGAGUGAAGUGGAGACAGGUCCUCCCCAGCCUGCAUCUGUAUAUACCCAUCCUGCAGUGUAUGUGUUCAUGUGUCUGAGGGGGGAAACCCACAAGGUGUCGUUUCUGGAUACAACUCAGGCUCAAGUCUGCUGUAUGUAGGAAUAGAUGAAGAGCCAGGCAAGUUUGAAGGACAUAGUUAGUGCUGAGAGGGAGAGAGAGAACAUAAUUGUCAAGUACAGUUUUAACAAAAGUCUCCUCUUGUCGCCAAUGAACUUGCUCAUAGAUUGUCCAGAACAAGCCUACUAGCUUCACAAUGACAUUGUGUUCAAUAGAUUUGAUACCAUUUGAAAAGAUCUACUGCAUGGCUCUGGCAGGAGUGAGAAAACAGUGCUGUCUUAGUUUGGAGCAGGAAAUAAAAUUGAGAUUCAGCCUCCUUUGCAGGCAUGUCCUGGACACUGGGCCAGUAUCUAUGUGUGUGUAUGUGUGCACGUGUGUGUAUGCCUAUAGAGAAAUCUUUUCGGGGGGCAUUCUUGCCCUGAGACCACGAGGGUCCUUCAGUACCCAAAAAGUAGCUUGGCUUUCGCUAUUCAUGCUGCUCUUGAUUCCCUUCACGUAGCUGUCCCAAGAAGCUUACCCAAAGCUUACAUAGAGGCGUGUAGGACAUGCAGUGCCUAAGGACUUAUUUAUUUGCAAUCCACCUGCACUUAAGGCACUCGGUUAUUUAUACUCAGCAUACUGUACUCGUUCCUUAGACCUUACUAAUGCUACUCUCCCACUGAAACGUAUUUAAAUUGUACCCUUUAGGUUGUAGCCUGGAUAUUAUUCUUAGAGUUUACCUUCUUUGUCAUCACUGCCAAACUAUAAGAGGUCCCUGUGUACAUGGCAAGGUCUGUGUGUUGUCUUGCAAGAUUCAGGUAUGCCGCCUUCACGGUUUCCCCUCCCAGGUCCCUUAGAUGACAUUUAGAGAACUGUGGCCAUUUAUCUGGAAGUAACCAUUUGCACUGGAGUUCUAUGCUCUCGCACCUUUCCAAAGGUAACAGGUUUUGGGGCUUUUUUUUUUUUGGUCAACAAAAGAGAUUGUCACUGUUUGCCAUACUUUGAAAAAUUUUUUUGCGUUUCUGUUGACUUUGAUUAGAGUAAGAAAAGUGAUCGUUAACUGUAGAUGUCUAGGUACUUCAGGGGCACUUCACUGAGAGUUUUGUCUUGGGUAUUCUUGAAAGUUUAUAUUUUUAUAAUUUUUUUUUUACAUCAGAUGUUUCUUUGCAGUGGCUUAAUGUUUGAAAUUAUUUUGUGGCUUUUUUUGUAAAUAUUGAAAUGUAGCAAUAAUGUCUUUUGAAUAUCCCCAAGCCCAUGAGUCCUUGAAAAUAUUUUUUAUAUAUACAGUAACUUUAUGUGUAAAUAUGGAAGCAGUGCAAGUUUAACGAAUGUCGGUGUUCCAUGUGUGUUUUUCCUGAUAUGUUGUCCACUUGUUGACAGUUCUGAAGAAUUCUAAUAAAAAUGUAAAUAUAUAAAUCAA
Artibeus jamaicensis (Jamaican fruit-eating bat) is the source of this 5132-nucleotide messenger RNA. It is a transcript of the gene KIT, whose product is annotated as KIT proto-oncogene, receptor tyrosine kinase. Gene Ontology annotation, cellular component: signaling receptor complex. The transcript is spliced from 21 exons. Bases 84 to 3017 code for a protein of 977 amino acids. The record is from RefSeq and is a predicted model, not a curated record. Lineage: Eukaryota; Metazoa; Chordata; Mammalia; Chiroptera; Phyllostomidae. Gene Ontology annotation, biological process: positive regulation of cell migration; Fc receptor signaling pathway; protein phosphorylation. Gene Ontology annotation, molecular function: cytokine binding; ATP binding; transmembrane receptor protein tyrosine kinase activity.